CCCUUCUCCGUCUUGGGUUUUCUUUGGAUUCCAUACAUUACGUAUACACACAAUAAAUAACUUGUUACUAUUAUUUUCUCUUGUGAAAAAAAAAAAACCAAAAAAAAAACAAAAUGGGUAACUGCGUAUUCAAAGGCAGUGGUGGUUCAAGAAAAUUGUACGACAACGAUGAUUCGUUGAUAAAAGUGGUGACUCCAAACGGUGGCGUUAUGGAGCUUCAUCCUCCCAUCUUAGCCGAAUUCAUCACAAACGAAUUUCCCGGCCACGUCAUCCACGACUCCUUAAGCCUUCGCCACUCAUCUCCACCGCUUCUACACGGCGAAGAGCUCUUUCCCGGUAACAUAUACUACCUCCUCCCUCUUUCUUCCGCCGACUCAACCACUCCACAGUACUCUUCCGAACAACUAUCAACGCCGUACAGAAUGUCUUUCGGGAAAACACCGGUAGCGACGGCUAUGAAUGGCGGGGGAGGAGGUGGUUGUGGAGUGUGGAAGGUGAGGCUUGUGAUAAGUCCGGAGCAGUUGGCGGAGAUUCUUGCGAAGGAUUUGGAAACCGAAGCAUUGGUUGAAAGUGUGAGGACGGUGGCGAAGUGCGGCGGAGGUGGACUUCACUCGAGGGCCAACUCAGACCAGUUAAGCGUUACGAGUAGCUUCAAAGGGAGGCACUUCGAGAAAUGAAACUUCGGAUUUAGGCAUCGGACAGCGAGAGGGAUUAAUAAAAGUGAAAAGUCACUGUAGCAGACUUAUUUACCCCCAAACGA
This is a messenger RNA of Camelina sativa (false flax), 760 nucleotides long. RefSeq lists its product as uncharacterized. The record is from RefSeq and is a predicted model, not a curated record. NCBI's taxonomy places the organism in Eukaryota, Viridiplantae, Streptophyta, Magnoliopsida, Brassicales, Brassicaceae.